AAUCAGUAUAGCUUGAGCGCAUAGGCGGCACAGUGCAUAUCAGAACGCUGCCCAAGUUGGACUUUAAUCGCGCUUUAAAUUUAUUUUGUAUUUGAAAAAUGAGUGUAUUUCCUGGAAUACAGUUGUUUUUAUUUUGCGUGCUGGUUUUAACCACAAGCACUAAAGGAGAUCUGUGUACAACACCAUACGGUGAGGACGGCGAAUGUGUAAAUAUUAAGACUUGCAAAUCUUUAAUGGCCAUCGUUAAAAAGCAACCUAUGACAGACAUUGACCAUUUUAUAUUAAAAUCUCAUGCUGAGGUCUGCACUUACAAAAACCAACCUUAUAGCGCGUGCUGUCCUAUAUCUGAAAGGCCAGUGCCUCAGACUACAACCACGACGACACUCGUUCCGCCAAUCGAGAAAAGUUGUAUUGUCGGUCACUGUGUUAAGAUACAAAAUUGUAGUGUCUUAUAUAACAUCGCUAUAAACACCGAUAUAACACAAGAAGAUACAAUAUAUUUAAAAGAUAAGCAAUGUAAAAGUAACGACAAUUCCUUUAGUGUGUGUUGCCCGGAUGAUGAUGAUAAGGUGCCUAUAAUUUCUGAUGCAGCCGGUCAGGUGUGCAAAACACCAAGGGGUGUGCCUGGUACCUGUUUGGAUGCAGCUGAUUGCUUGGCCAUAGCAAUACUUCUUAGAAAAGAUCCAUCAACACAAGAAGAAAUGGAAUUUUUGGAUAAGAGCAGAUGUGAUAAUUCAGAUAGAUAUUGUUGUCCAACGGUGGUUUCUCCCGUACCAGAAGCGGAAACUCCCACAACAACAGAUCUGUGUACAACACCAUACGGUGAGGACGGCGAAUGUGUAAAUAUUAAGACUUGCAAAUCUUUAAUGGCCAUCGUUAAAAAGCAACCUAUGACAGACAUUGACCAUUUUAUAUUAAAAUCUCAUGCUGAGGUCUGCACUUACAAAAACCAACCUUAUAGCGCGUGCUGUCCUAUAUCUGAAAGGCCAGUGCCUCAGACUACAACCACGACGACACUCGUUCCGCCAAUCGAGAAAAGUUGUAUUGUCGGUCACUGUGUUAAGAUACAAAAUUGUAGUGUCUUAUAUAACAUCGCUAUAAACACCGAUAUAACACAAGAAGAUACAAUAUAUUUAAAAGAUAAGCAAUGUAAAAGUAACGACAAUUCCUUUAGUGUGUGUUGCCCGGAUGAUGAUGAUAAGGUGCCUAUAAUUUCUGAUGCAGCCGGUCAGGUGUGCAAAACACCAAGGGGUGUGCCUGGUACCUGUUUGGAUGCAGCUGAUUGCUUGGCCAUAGCAAUACUUCUUAGAAAAGAUCCAUCAACACAAGAAGAAAUGGAAUUUUUGGAUAAGAGCAGAUGUGAUAAUUCAGAUAGAUAUUGUUGUCCAACGGUGGUUUCUCCCGUACCAGAAGCGGAAACUCCCACAACAACAGCUGCUCCUAUAGUAGAAAAAUGUGAAACACCUAAUGGUGCUAAUGGCACUUGUAUUUCCGUUAUACAUUGCGAAUCGCUGCUGCGGGUUCUACAGAAACCUGACUUUUUUGAAAAUGAUGCUAAAUAUUUGAAUGCUAGCUUCUGCGGUGAUGGCGCUAAGUUUCCAAAAGUUUGCUGCCCAGAGGCGCUGGUGGCGGAAGAAUUGAGUUUACCGCUGCCGCCAUAUUGCGGCGUAGUGUUCCCAGCUGAAAACUAUUUCGACGCCGGUUCAAUUACCAGCAGCGAGGAAUAUCCCUGGACAGCGUUGCUCCUAUAUACAAAAAUGGGAAAAACUCGUCCCUACUGCGGCGGCACGCUUAUACACAAGCGCUUUGUGCUCACCGCGGCGCAUUGUCUGUAUGAGAAUGAGCCAGAGUGGACCUUAACCGGCGUACGUUUGGGUGUGUGGGCUACAAUGGUGAUGCAGGAUUGUAAAAAUCAGGCGUUGCCCGAUCAAAUAGAUUGUGAGUCAAUCUCAAUCGAUUUGGCUGUGAGCAAAGUAAUCAAACAUCCCGAAUACGAGUCGCUGUAUAACGAUCUCGCGUUGCUGCAAUUGGUCGAGUCGGUACAUACCACACGUUACGUAGCACCGAUUUGUUUACCCUUCGAAACUGAACACUUAUCGGCUAGUUUUAACGACGACAAGAUACUGCAAAUAUCCGGAUGGGGCGCGCACUUGUUCGAGGAAGUAGCAGAAUUCAAAAUGAAAUCCAUUGUUCAUAUAUCCAGCUUGGAGCAAUUUAAGGAUCGUUUUUUGACUGAAGCCGGCAUUAAUUUGACAGCAAAACACGUUUGUGCGAAAGAUAAAGCUGUUCAUGACAACAAAAUUUUAGAUUCUGGCGGUGCGCUGAUGUCGCUAGCGAACGUUGGAAAAAUGCAGUCGUAUUUCUUGCUGGGUGUCGAAGCUAUAAGCUAUGAAAUUCCGCCAGAACAGGGAUUUCCAUUUAUUUUUACGCGCAUUAGUCCGUAUUUGGAUUGGAUAAAAAGGGAAAUUCGCGAAAAUUAAUUAAUAGGGGAAGUAGGUUAACAUAAAAAAAAUUAUAAUAAUUUCCGCCGAUUAUUAUGACUUAAAAAAUAAAACUAAAUAAAUGACAUAAUAAAUUAAAAUUAAUGUAUGUAUGUCUAUGUCACUACUUAUAACUAGUCAGACUUAAAUUAAAAAAUAAAUAAAGAGGUUUGAAACAAGUUAU
Molecule: messenger RNA, 2664 nt
Organism: Bactrocera dorsalis (oriental fruit fly)
Lineage: Eukaryota; Metazoa; Arthropoda; Insecta; Diptera; Tephritidae
Product: phenoloxidase-activating enzyme
Exons: 16
Coding region: 99-2480 (793 amino acids)
Biological process (GO): proteolysis
Molecular function (GO): serine-type endopeptidase activity
Source: RefSeq, a predicted model, not a curated record